This is a messenger RNA of Sclerotinia sclerotiorum 1980 UF-70, 1734 nucleotides long. RefSeq lists its product as hypothetical. The transcript has 4 exons. Gene Ontology annotation, biological process: transmembrane transport; nucleobase transport. NCBI's taxonomy places the organism in Eukaryota, Fungi, Ascomycota, Leotiomycetes, Helotiales, Sclerotiniaceae. Gene Ontology annotation, molecular function: nucleobase transmembrane transporter activity. The record is from RefSeq and is a predicted model, not a curated record. The coding region runs from base 1 to 1734 and encodes 577 amino acids. Gene Ontology annotation, cellular component: plasma membrane.
AUGCGUUCCUUAACUUCAAUACCGUAUAUUCCAACCGGAAAACAAAUUAAAGAACGAUGUACGUCGGUCAAAGCAUGGGAGUUACCGAAACAGAAGAGUGCGUUGGCGCCAGAACAUAUUUGGACUAAUGAGGAUAUGGAUCCGGUGAAGAAGGAAGAUCAGACUUGGACGUUGUGGACUUGGAUGGCUUAUUGGGCAACUGAUACGAUUAAUCUUGGAACCUGGGAGACGGCAAGUAGUGUUUUAGCCGUGGGAUUAACAUGGCGAGAAGCAAUUCCAAUCAUGAUAGUAGGAACAACCUGCGUAGCAAUCCCCAUGGUACUCAAUGGAGCCAUCGGCGCAAAACUCCACAUACCAUUUUCCGUCGCAAUUCGAGCAUCCUUCGGUUAUUACUUUGCGUACUUUUGCAUCAUUUCAAGAUCUAUAUUGGCCAUGUUUUGGCUGGGUAUUCAAGGUGCUAAUGGAGCAGGGUGUAUUACGGUUAUGAUAUUGGCUAUUUGGCCUAGUUAUGCAAACGUACCGAAUCAUAUUGCGGAGGGACAGGGAAUUACAACACAAGGAAUGAUAAGUUAUUUUCUUUUCUGGAUAAUCCAACUCCCGCUGCUCCUCAUACCACCUACACGCCUCCGUUACCUCUUCGGUGUAAAACUUAUCGCAGCCCCUGUUGCUGCUCUUGCAACGAUGGGUUGGUGUAUCCACAAAGCCGGCGGUUCAGGUUCGAUCUUUGAUCUCCAACCUACAGUCUCCGGAUCCGCAAAAGCUUAUCUCUGGCUUUCUUGUAUGUCUUCCGUAACGGGCACAUGGGCUACAUUAUCAUGUAACAUACCCGAUUUCUCUCGCUACGCACGAUCAUCCAAAGCUCAAUUCAUCCAACUUCCUUUUCUUCCCGUGAUUUUUACCCUAUGUGGUACAAUCGGCAUCGUCACUACUUCAGCCACGGGGAUCAUCUACGGAAAACCUAUCUGGGACCCCCUCGAAAUUAUUUCAAAAUGGCUAGAUCUAGGACACGGAGGACGCGCCGCUGCAUUUUUCGCAGCAACAGCUUGGUACAUCGCACAAGUCGGCACAAAUAUUACGGCAAACUCAAUUAGCGCAGCAAAUGAUCUCACCGUUCUUUUUCCCCGCUACGUUAAUAUCGAACGUGGAUGUAUCAUCGCAGCCAUAGUCGGAGGCUGGGUCAUCGUCCCCUGGAAAAUCAUCAGUUCGGCCGAAACUUUCCUCGCCUUCAUGGGCGGGUACGCAGUCUUCCUCGCACCUAUUGCUGGCAUCCUCGCCGCAGACUACUGGCUCGUCAAAAAUCAACACAUCGAUGUUCCCGCCCUCUACGAUCCAGAUGGAAGAUACAAAUACUGGUUUGGAAUUAACUGGCGCGCUUUAUUAGCAUUACUCAUAGCCGUCGCUCCGAAUUUACCGGGAUUGGGAUACAGUAUUGGAUUACAGACAGAUGCGACGACAGGGAUACAGACGGAUACGGUAAAAAUUAGUGAGGGUGCGAAACAUCUUUAUACUUUUGAUUGGCUUUUUGGAUUCGUGGUUAGUGUGUUGGUUUAUACGCUACUUAGUUGGAUGUGUCCGGCUCGAGAAUCCUUGCUGGAUCAUACGGUUUAUGGGGAUGUGGUGGAGGGCGUGCAGAGUGAUAUCGAUAUGGAUAGUGGGGGUGAGUGUGCUAUUGUGGGUAUAGUUGGUACUGGGGAGAAGAGUAGAGGGCAUGCGAAGGAGAGAAUGGGAAUUUGA